Molecule: messenger RNA, 449 nt
Organism: Racocetra persica
Lineage: Eukaryota; Fungi; Glomeromycota; Glomeromycetes; Diversisporales; Gigasporaceae
Source: the annotation of a GenBank genome assembly
AAAAUGGAAAAUCUAUUGAGCCAAUUAAUAUUAAAGAAGCUAUUUAUUUGAUUUCUGAUAUGUGGAAACAAGUUAUGCAUUCAAUGAUCGUACAUUAUUGGAAUAAAACAAAAAUACUUCCACUAGAGAUGAACGUAGCUGCUGAUACAAGUGAUGUUAAUGAUAUAAAUGAUCUUGAACAAUUAUUAGAAGAAUUAAAGAUGCCAUAUAAUUGUACCAAAUUAUCAGCGGAAGAAUAUGUAAACGUGAAUAAGGAAGUGCAAACAAUGGAUACACCAACUAAAGAGUCUAUUGUUAAAGAAGUUCUUAAAGAACAAGGUUUGAUUGAUAAUGAUGAUUCGGAUAGUGAGGAUGAAGCUGAGGAAGAAGUUAUAGAUGACUUGGUUACAUAUAAUGAGGGGAAAGGAGCAUUAGAAGUCACAAAAAAAUAUCUCAAGCAAUCGCAAUUU